Anopheles coustani is the source of this 456-nucleotide messenger RNA. RefSeq names its product pupal cuticle protein Edg-84A-like. The coding region runs from base 1 to 456 and encodes 151 amino acids. Gene Ontology annotation, cellular component: extracellular matrix. Lineage: Eukaryota; Metazoa; Arthropoda; Insecta; Diptera; Culicidae. The transcript has a single exon. The record is from RefSeq and is a predicted model, not a curated record.
AUGCCAGCCCACUUCCAGCAAAGUGUUCUGCAGCAAUUGAUCCCGAUGCUGGUGGUUCUAUCGAUCGUGGCGGCCCUUCCAUCGAUCGGUGUGCGGGAGUCCACCUCACUCAACGACAUCGAUCAACGUUCGCCGCAGGCUGCCAAACUGGGAAGCGCGCAGGAGGAACCAUCCGGUCACGGGCCGGAGUACGAGUUUGCGUACGGCGUGCGGGAUCCGGUGACCGGUGACCACAAAGACCAGUGGGAGCGGCGCACCGGAGACGUUGUGAAGGGUGUGUACAUGCUCGAGGAGGCCGACGGAACGCAGCGCAUCGUCGAGUACGAGGCAGACGGUGAGCGAGGCUUCCGGGCGGUCGUUACGAAUGUGAAGUUGCGGAAAGGCUCGCCACAGCGUGAUGGACAGCCCGACAUGGCCGCGCACAGCUACAACAUGCUGCGAGCAGCGAGUUCCUGA